Molecule: messenger RNA, 1668 nt
Organism: Fonsecaea nubica
Lineage: Eukaryota; Fungi; Ascomycota; Eurotiomycetes; Chaetothyriales; Herpotrichiellaceae
Exons: 10
Coding region: 1-1668 (555 amino acids)
Biological process (GO): transmembrane transport; nucleobase transport
Cellular component (GO): plasma membrane
Molecular function (GO): nucleobase transmembrane transporter activity
Source: RefSeq, a predicted model, not a curated record
AUGGGGCUUAAGUGGGAACAGCUCAAAGAGCGGCUGCAAGUGCCGAAAGAUGAGGACUCGUACUACGACAACACCAGGUGGUGUAACCGGGAUCUUAUCCCCAUGCCGCCAGAGAGACGGACCUGGGGUAUCUGGGGAUAUUGUGGAUAUUGGACUGUCUCAGGAUCCUGCAUUUCGGCAUGGUCGACAGGAAGCACGCUACUGGCCUUUGGGCUCAGCCCACAACAAGCAAUCGGCGUCGUGAUCUUGGGAGGUGUCCUGACUGGUCUUUUGGCCGUGGCCUGUGGCUGGAUGGGUGAGAACCAUCACAUCGGCUUCACCGUGUCGUCGCGGUUCUCCUGGGGCAUGCAGGGAAGCUACUUCCCGGUCGUGCUUCGUAUCUUUGUUGCUUGCAUGUGGUUCGGAAUGCAAGCAUACUGGGGAGGUCAAGCUACGAGAGUGCUAUGGGGUGCUAUCAUUCCAGGCUUUGCACACAUGAAGAAUUUCUUCAGUGAAGGCUCACACCUCUUGACAAACGACUUUAUCGGAUUGCUCAUCUGGAUGGCCGCUUUCAUUCCGCUCGUCUUAGUCCGCCCCGAGCGUCUGCAGGUGCCCUUUGCGAUCUCCUUCGUCCUCUUUGCCGGGUCCUGCUUUGGUAUGCUCAUAUGGGCCGUCCACGUUGCAGGAGGAGCUGGUCAAAUGUUUCAUGAGCCGGGAUCAACCGACAAUGUGGGCUGGGCGUUCAUGUUUGGCAUCACGGCCAUUUUAGGCGCCUGGGGAGCUGGAACCCUGGGACAAUCGGACUGGACGAGGUAUGCCAACCGGAAAUUCGCGCCGACACUGUCGCAGUUGGUUGCGGCUCCAAUUACUAUCGCUGUCACUGCCAUCAUUGGCAUCAUCGUCACCAGCGCUUCCAAGGACAUUCUGGGAGAUAUCGUCUGGAACCCUAUCUACCUGUUGGCCGAUAUCCAGGAGGAAUACCACUCCAGCCCGCGAGCCAGAGCAGGUGUGUUCUUUGGCAGCUUGGGUCUCGUCAGUUCACAACUCGCGAUCUCUGUUGUGUUGAACUCUGUGUCGACCGGUAUGGACAUGGCUGGUCUGUGGCCCAAAUACAUCAACAUCGUGCGUGGAAGUUAUAUCAUGGCGGUGAUUGGUAUUGCCACCCAGCCAUGGCAACUUUUGAACACGGCCGACAAGUUCCUCAAAGUGCUAAGUGGCUUUGGCGUGUUUAUGGCGCCUGCGACUGGCGUCAUGCUUGCUGACUAUCACGUCGUCCGCCGCGCCAAGCUCAAGCUCAACGACUUGUACACGGGAGACAGCUCGUCGAUCUACUGGUUCAACAAGGGUGUGAACUGGCGUGCCAUAGUGGGGUUCUUUUCUGGCGUGUGGCCGUUGUUGCCUGGCCUCGUGGGAACCGUCAACAACAAGACAGACGCGUCCUUUGUCGGCUGGAUCCGCCUGUACAACCUCACCUUCAUCGUCGGCCUGGCGAUCAGCUUCUUUGUCUUCUGGGGCCUGAACGUCUUGUUCCCGCCGCCCGGAUUGGGCGAAGAGGCUCCCUUCGUCGAAGACGACGUCCUGUACGGAGUGCACGAGCAUGAGCGCAGCUCCGAGAGUACGGAUGAGAAGAACGUGGCCUUCAACGGCGGUGAUUCCAAGCAAGGUGCUGUGGCGACGGUUUCCGUCUAG